AUCACUACAGUAUACAACUGCAUCUUCUAGGGUUAACUUUAUGAGUCCAAUCUUGCCCUAACAUGUAAAUCUCUCUUUAUAUAUAUAUAUAUAUAUAUAUAUCGGUCUACUCUUUGCUCUCCUGGAAAUGAAUGAGGAGAAUGUGGCUGUUGGAGGACUUUCUGCGGAACAAAGGGCUCGAAUUUCACAGAAGUUCAGAGCUGCAAAGGCCCUUCUUGCACGCAAGAGACCUCGCGAAAUCGUCAAUACUUCACGUCAAUCUCCUCAAAAAAAUGGAGAGGCCGACAGGGUUGAAGCUCUGGAUCAGAUCUCUGGUACAAAAAGGAUUCCUCUUUCAGAGAUACCGAUGAAUACACCUCUAACUUCUGUUAAGGCGUUGAAGAUAAUAGAUGGUGAACGUAACAAUAGAUUGUGUUCUGGAGGCACGUGUGCCGAUAAGUUCGAUGUUAGUUUUCCUGCCCGGACAAUGGAGGUGGCUAUGCAGAAAGGGACAGCUCUAAAUUCAUUUAGAACUCCAAUGAAGCAAUUAGAGUGUAGCGGCAAUUCAUGCUCCUAUGGCAUAUCUGCUAAUAGGACAGAACCAAUUGAUGGUAGUUUGAGUGAAAGGGAUAUGGGUGUUCCCAUGGAGGAAAAGUUUCAGUCUAAUUAUUGCAUCACUCCAAUGAGAUUGGUGGAUAAUUAUAGUUUAAAUGAGUCUUUCACACCUUGCAGUGGGUUGGAUGAGGAUAUUGAUGAGUCCAUCUUCAAAGCAAUUGAUGAUCUAUGCGAGCAGAAGUCAAUGGUGAAAUCUGAGAGUGACGGGUAUACCAGUAACUCUUCAAUUGUCAGUCAAUCUGUUGCAAAGAGUAGUUGUAAGGAUAUCGCCGAGAAGGAUUCUGAUUUUUUGUUGGAGUUAUUAAAAACUGAUUGCAAUUUGGAUUCAAGUGAUGAUCAAGAAUGUGGAGCAGCAGGAUCAAGAACAUCAGAGGUUAGCCAAAGUGGGAGCAUGCCUGAGGAGUAUGCAACUUAUAUGAAGUCUCUAAAUGACAGGCAGCGGGAAGCAGCUUGUUGUGACAUUUCAGUCCCUUUAAUGAUUGUUGCUGGACCAGGAAGUGGAAAGACUUCUACGAUGGUUGGACGCAUUUUGAUGCUGCUCAAUGAGGGCAUUGGUCCAUCCCACAUUCUGGCCAUGACUUUCACCACAGCGGCUGCUGCUGAAAUGAGAGAUCGAAUUGGAGCGGUGGCUGGGAAAGCAACUGCAAAAGAGCUUACAAUUAGCACGUUCCACUCAUUUUCCUUGCAACUCUGUCGUUCACAUGCCGAGAAGUUAGAUCGUACACCGGAAUUCUUGAUAUAUGGGAAUGGGCAACAAAGAAGAGCAAUCAUUGAGGCUGUACGACUAUUUGAAAAUGGAAAAAACAUGCAAAUUCAUGAUGCUUCCAAACUUGGUGAAGAGUCUAUUGCCAUAAACUCUCCACAAUAUUUCAAAGAAAAGUCAAAGAAGUGGCAGAAGUUUGUAACUCGGGCUAAAGCUUCUGGAAAGACUCUACAAGAUUGUCAUGAAACGGGUGAUAAAACAGGAGAUACAAUUCUUCAGCACUAUAACGACAUAUUAAGAUCUUGUAAUGCUUUGGAUUACCAUGAUCUAAUCAGCUGUUCAGUGAAGCUGCUUACUGAUUUUCCUGGAGUUUAUAAGGAGUGCCAGGAGUUGUGGAAAGCAAUCGUGAUAGAUGAGUUUCAAGACACAAGUGCCAUGCAAUAUGGUCUGCUGCGGAUUCUUGCAUCUCAUAAACGCAUAACUAUUGUUGGUGAUGAAGAUCAGUCAAUUUUCAGUUUCAAUGGUGCUGACAUUUCUGGGUUUGAUUCAUUUCGUAAAGAUUUCUCUGACCACAAGGAGAUUCGACUGAAUAAAAACUAUCGGUCCACCCGUUGUAUCGUUGAAGCCGCAUCAUCUCUUAUACAAAAUAAUUUAAGGCGUUGCCAGCGGAAGAGUGUUCUCACUGAUAAUUCUUGCGGAUCUAAGAUAAUUGUCAAGGAAUGUUAUAAUCAGGAUGCACAGUGUGGAUUUGUCGUGGAUAAGAUUUUAGAAUUUACUUCUGAGGGUUCAUCUGCCAAGUGCUCUUUUGGCAAUAUUGCUGUUCUUUACCGGAGGCAGGUAUCUGGGAAAGUGUUCCAAACAGCCUUCCGUGAUAGGAAAAUACCAUUCAACAUUCAUGGUGUGGCCUUCUAUAGGAAAAAGGUAGUCAGAGCCAUUGUUUCCAUGCUUAGAACAACAUUGCCCCAUUGUGAUGAUGGACCAUUUCGUCAAGUAUUCAAGGCUUUACUACCCUUUGAAAAAGAGGAAAAGAAGAAGGUAAUUGAACAUAUUGAUAAAAUUUCGACUAUACGGAAAUGCAGCUAUAUAUCAGCUGCACAGGACAUUUUCAGUGCAAAGGUCUCUGGUACCUUUAAGAGGAGCCAACUUACUCAAGGACGCAAGGUGUUGUCUACACUAGACAUGAUAUCAAAACUUGUUCGCAGGGAACAAUCAAUUUCAGCUGUCAUAACUUCUGUGGCGAACAUGAUACCUCAGAAAUACCUUCUUGAACAACGGGCAGUUCUUGAUGCUGAUGGUGGGAAACUGCUAAACGAAGACAAUGACGUCAGACCUGUCCUCGAGUAUCUGUUGGACGAUGUCUCUGACUUUUUAUCAACACAGUAUAUUGCGAUAGAAGUAGAGAGCGCUCUUAUAGCAGAAGAUACUGGUUGUCUUAAUAUGCUUAAAGCUUUUAUUGAUUAUAUUUCUGGACGGGAGAGAGAAAAUUUUCUUUCGAGGAGGCAUGACAAUAAAGAUUCUGUCACCCUUACCACCAUUCAUCAGUCGAAAGGCUUAGAAUGGGACACUGUUUUCAUAGUGAAGGCGAAUGAAUCUGAGAUUCCCUUGUUGCAUGAAUUCAAUGGUGUAACUAAGGACAAUAAUACCUUGAUUGAGGAGGAGCGUCGCUUAUUAUAUGUUGCAAUGACUCGUGCUCGGAAGAAACUGUACAUUCUUUAUGUUCUUAUGGAUUCGAGUUGGCAGAUGCUCCAACCUUCACGCUUUCUAAAAGAAAUCCCGGAUCACCUUCGAGAGGGCCAGGAUGAUCUAGGUUUAAAAGAUUUGCAAACAAAGCACCAACAAAUUCCAAAUGGAACUGCCAAGUCUACUGGUUGUCUAUCAAGGGAAAUGGAAUCUUCUAAAGCAGACUCAGUACCAUAUGAGUCUGUCAAAAAUCAAUAUGAUGAAGCCUCCAAAGAGACAAUGGAAUCAAUGGAGUCAUGUAAUGGGAAUAAUUUCUUAAGAAGAUUCAGUGUCGAGGACCGAGCAUGUGUUUCCCAUUUGUUCCAUCAAUGGGCCAAGAAGCCAGCAUUUCAAGACCCUAAGAGGUUAAUUGACAAGGUUGCCUUUGUAAUUGAUGAACGGCUGAGAGUCAAGAAAAGCACACACAAGGAUGUUUUGCGCGCAUUGAAGUCCUGUUUGAGGUGUGAUGAAGCAUUUCACUAUGCAGAAUAUGUCCUGAGGUGGGAGCAAAUUCCUGCUGAUAAACGAGCUCAUUUGAUGAAGGAGAAACAGGAACACUUCCAGAAAUUAAGGGUUGAGAAGGCAAUGGGUUCAUCGGCACCUACCUCUAAACAGAUUGCAUAUCUGCAGAGCUUGGGAUGCACUGUGGUUCCUACGUCGCGCCUCCAUGCCUCUCACUUGAUUGAGCAAUACAAAUCAGUAUGACGUACUAGAAAAACAUUUGAAACCCUAUGGGACAUUCAUUGCAAGAACUGUACAGUUUUUAUUUUCUCUAUAUUACUCCGUAUUAAUUUUAUUCCUUUCCAAUAUCCUAUUUACACAAGUUAGCUUGGAGAAGACGAUUAAGAAGAUGCAAAAAUAUUGAAAUUGCUAAGGGAAUUUAUUAUUUUGUAAAGGAUAAUUCAUCUUGUAGAUUGCCUAAAUGAUAGGGACCUUUCUUCUAGCUUCAAAUAUAACAACUACUUUCCUCUUGUUCAA
Cornus florida is the source of this 3994-nucleotide messenger RNA. RefSeq names its product ATP-dependent DNA helicase SRS2-like protein At4g25120. NCBI's taxonomy places the organism in Eukaryota, Viridiplantae, Streptophyta, Magnoliopsida, Cornales, Cornaceae. The transcript has 29 exons. Bases 128 to 3721 code for a protein of 1197 amino acids. Gene Ontology annotation, biological process: recombinational repair. The record is from RefSeq and is a predicted model, not a curated record. Gene Ontology annotation, cellular component: nucleus. Gene Ontology annotation, molecular function: ATP binding; DNA binding; 3'-5' DNA helicase activity.